This is a messenger RNA of Cooperia oncophora, 402 nucleotides long. NCBI's taxonomy places the organism in Eukaryota, Metazoa, Nematoda, Chromadorea, Rhabditida, Trichostrongylidae. The record is from the annotation of a GenBank genome assembly.
AUGUGGACCAAAGUUGCUCUCCUGAUUGCCACUAUCGGCAUUACCUCUGCUGCAAUCGCCAUCCAACGAGCAAAGUUAGGGGAACGUGUUGAGUUGAACCUUGGAUCAGGAGUGACAACGUGGAAGAGGCAGACAAAAAAUGGUGAUGAGUUCAUCAAGUAUUGUGGUCCCACGGAGAAGGGACCUCGAUGCGCGCAAUUCGUCAAAGAGGAUAACACGCCUGUCAAGCCGCAGUCCAAAGCACACGUAGAGAAGAAUGGUGCUUUGAUUAUUGAAUCAUUCCAACUAUCUGAUGUUGGCCUUUAUUCUUCGCCUGAACUCAAGCCAAAUGAACAAAAGCACGCAGAUGGCUCAAUCUCGUCAACCCCACCUCCACACAUUCAGCUGGUGUUGAAAGAGUGA